AUGAAGAAAUCAAAGUAUUCGAAUUAUCAAAUAUGCGUGAUGAUCAUAGAAGCGAGGCACUUGCAGCAAUUGGCUAAUCCAAUGGUAGUAGUUAAAUUAGGUAAUCAGAAGAGAAGAACUGUUGUAAGAGAAGGAACGGAUUGUCCGGUUUAUAACGAGUAUUUCGUUUUCGAUUUUGCGGGAAACUUUGAAACAUUACUUUCCACGAGGAUCACAAUAGCUGUUUACUUGAGAAACUAUUUACGGCAGUUGAAGUUCUAUGGAAGUAGUAUCUUCGAAGUUGAAGCUGUGUGGGAACAACCUGAUCAUCAGUAUCAUCACAAAUGGGCGAUGCUCACAGAUCCAAAAAGCUUAUCGAGCGAACCAAAGGGAUACGUUAAGUGUAACGUGGCUGUGAGAGCAAAAGGUGGAAAAGUUCGAGUUUAUCCAGAUACCGAGGGUGAAGAUGAUAUCGAGGGAAAUUUAUUACUUCCUAUCGGUGGUGAAGCAUUACCUUUCGGUCAACGAGCUCGAUACAUUUUUACUAUCUAUCGUGCAGAUGGUUUACCGGAUAUGACGAGUAUUUGUGGUUUUGGUGACACGGGAGGUAUUAAUCCUUACGUACAAAUAUCGUUCGCCGGUAUGAAGGGUACCACAAGAGUCUUAUGGCGAACUUGUACUCCAAGAUUUAACGAGAGGAUCAUCUUUUCCGAAACUUUCCCUUCCUUUUGUCGGCGUAUUAGAAUCACGAUGAAACAUCGAGUCAAUAGUUGUCGUAUACGUACCCUGGCCACACGUGUUAUUCAUAUCGGACAAAUAUCCAAUUCCGGAGAAUACGGAUUUCUACCGACGUACGGACCAUCUUUUCUUCAUUUCUACGCUUCGAAUAAAGAGGAAAGGAACAGCUGCUGCUUCUCCUCGUCCUUACCUUUUUAUCGAGGAAGAGUACUCUUGUCUCUAAAAACCGAAAUGGAUGAUCCUGAAACUUCGCCCAGAAUCGGCAUUGAAACAGAACCGGCUGCUCCCAUUAUCGAAAAAAGUUUAUGGAAAGUGGAAGAAUAUGUAUUGCUUGGUAUACUUUACGACGUAUGUAUGAUCGAUCGGAGUAGAUUCGCUAAAAAAUCAAUAGUAUUCGAAUUGAGUAUUGGUAAUGCCGGAAACCAAAGAUUUUCACGUGAUCGAUGUGAUCCAGGAAACAAUAACGAUGACUAUGACGAAGACAACGAUGACAACGACAACGACGACAACGACGACGACGAGAAUAUUCAAGAACCGAGGAGGAAUAUGUCGGAGGAAAGACGUAAAGAUUUUCCGAGUCAAACAGUACGAAGAACAACAGGAACUCUCGACGGGAAAUAUAAUUAUUUACCACUGGGAUCUAGAAAGCCUUGCAUUUACGUCAAAUCUUAUUGGCCCAAUUUCGAACGUAGAAUUUUCAACCUUAAUUAUUUACGUUAUAUCGUUAACUACUUAGAGAAGAAACUCGAAGAAGUCGAGACUUUAGUUGCCGUGGAAAAUCCUAAAGCAUGUAAGACUUACAACGAAACUAUUCGAAGGUUCAAGAGCCAUUGCCUGCAUUAUUUGCAUACGCUGGACGAUGGUCGAUACGAUGCGGAAGGUGAUGGUGGUGGUGGUGGCGGUGGUGGUGGUAGGGGUACGAUCAAAUUGGAUCGACAUCGAGCGAAUGUAUGCUGUAAGCAAAUCGACGAUAUUCUCCGGAGAAUCAAAAUAGACGGUGAAAUUCCUAACAACCAUUUUAUCGGAAUAGCCAUGAUACACGCUUAUCAAUAUUUGCGAGAACUUCGGGGAUUAUGCGAGGACGUAAACGGUCUUCCGCACGUCUACCUUUGGAUGUUGGCCGGUUCGAAACGCGUUGCAUACGUCAAAUUACCAGCUGAAAGGAUUAUUUACUCUGAGGAUAAUGCAGAAAGAGGUGAAAAGUGUGGACAAUCUAUUAACGUUUUCCUGAAGAAUCCUGCUAAGGAGAUGGAGUUUGGUGAAACGAUCGAUCAGUGUGCUUGCAAAAUUGAAAUCUUUCUAUGGCUUGGUAACGCAAAGUUCGUAGCCUCCUGUUGGAGUUCGAUCCCUCCAGGCUAUGUAAUUUCGGACCAUGAAGAAACCAUCGAUGCAUUUCCAAAGUACUUUGAAUAUGAUCGAUCUUCGACGUUUCAACUACGUGCACAUAUUUUUCAAGGACGUUUCGAGCCUGGUAUGGACACGUCCGCUUUGUUGGAUCCGUUUGUACGUGUGACAUUUUCUGGAUACACCUUGACAACGAGUGUCAUACGUCAAAGUUUGGAUCCAUUAUGGGACGAAAGUUUGAUAUUUCCAAGAGUAAAAAUUCAUGGGACUAGAGAACACAUUAAAAUUAUGCCACCGAAAGUAGUUCUUCAAGUUUUCGACCAGGAUAUCUGUGGUAUGAAGGAGUUUUGCGGAAGGUGCAUCGCCGUUCCAUUAGUUAAACUCUCCACGGAAACUUACUCACCGCCAGAUUUCCAACCGAAACUAGGAUGGUACAGAUUUCAGUCUGGAAAGAAUUAUACCGGCUCCAUUUUAGCUGCUUUAGAGCUUAUCGAGACCGAAGAAACUGAUAUGGUCGACGUACUAUUGGACGAGAGAACGCAAGAGGAAAUAAAAAACAUACCUCCGGAAAUAAGACCGAAAAUGACGAGUUAUCGGUUGGAGGUGAUCUUUUGGGGUGUUAGAGAUAUGAGAAAAUUACAUUGGGUACCGGUUUAUCGGCCAAGAAUUGUCAUCGAGUGUGCUGGUGUGGUCAUCAAAUCACGUGUCAUGGAAAAUGCUAAGAAAUUUAGUAACUUUGAGGAACCACGUGUUAUGGUUGAUCUGGAGAUGCCAGAACUCGACGAGUAUUAUCCAUGCGUUACGAUACGUGCUUAUGAUUCCCGUGGAUUUGGCUGUUUCAAAUACGCCGGUAUCUGCAUAAUUCCAACAGUCAAUGUGUUCCUCGAACAAUUAAUAACGGAUGAAGAUUAUCAAGCACAAAUAUACCAAACGAAAUCAGCACGAAAAUUUGGUCGUGGUGUUGCUAUUCCUACUGCUGCCACUUCUAUUAAACGACGACCAUGUAAGAGAUUGAGAGAGAAAGAGAGAGAGAACGGUUUGAUGGAAUAUAAAAAAACAUCCUACAAAGGGUUUCCACGUAAAACUUUCAAUAUUUUCGAAUACGUGAAAAAGUUAUUCAAAUGGAGGAAGCUAAUUAAAAAGAGGAGAAAAGAAGAUUAUGGUACGGAGAUGCACGAUGAUAGUCUUGAUUGGUGGAGCAAAUAUUUCGCUUCCCUCGAGAUAUAUUCCGAGGAAUUGGAAACUCAACCAGAGUUCGAUGGAUUUCAAGAUAGAUUAACUACUUUCGAAUUGUGGAAAGGAAAGAGGAUUGAAAAUCUCGAUGAUGGCAUUGAAGGUCUUGUAGGAAAAUUCAAAGGACAUAUUUCCGUGUAUCGUUGGCCACAUCCAGAAAAUUUAUCUUGCAAGACGAGACACGGUAGAAAUGCCGCUAAUGGUUUAUGCGAUGAUUACCCAUCUCAGGAAUCAGUUAAACUUCUCGUUAGAGUUUACGUGAUAAAAGGAAUUCAUUUACAUCCUAAGGAUCCAUUAGGUGGAAAGUCUGAUCCGUAUCUCUGUGUAAAGCUAGGAAAAAUUUUUAUAAAUGACAGGAAGAAUCAUAUACCUAAUCAACUUAAUCCUACUUUCGGCAGAGUUUUUGAGAUGGAUGCUACCUUCCCUCGAGAUUACAUGCUUUCCAUUCAAGUCUGGGAUCACGACGCAACUACCACGGACGAUUUAAUCGGUGAAACUAAAAUCGAUAUCGAAAACAGAUUCUACAGUAGACAUCGAGCUAACUGUGGAUUGGCGAGAACUUAUGAAACCUUUGGUUAUAACGCUUGGAGAGAUCGCGAGAAACCAACACAAAUUCUUGAUUUCCUUUGCAAGAAGAAUAAUUUACCGAUACCUGUUUAUGAUAGGGAAGAAGUUCGUAUCGGUAAACGAAAGUUUUCUUUUCGUUCGAUCGUUAACAAUGAAACAGACAGAGAAGAAUGCAUGGCUUUGAACGUGCUUCAUCAAUGGCAAGAGUUUCCUAUUUGCGGAUGCGCCCUGGUACCGGAGCACAUCGAAAGACGUCCGCUUUUCAAUGCAACAAGACCCGGCCUCGAACAGGGUAGAUUGGAAAUUUGGAUCGACAUGUUUCCUAUUGGAAACCUACCCCCAAAACCUGCGGUCAAUAUUUCUCCCCUCGUACCAGAGGAAUAUGAAAUUCGAGUGAUAGUUUGGAAUACCGAAGAUGUUCCCUUAGUGGAAAGUCAAUUUCUCACGGGAGAAAUGUCAUCGGAUAUUUAUGUGAAAGGUUGGAUUCUGCCAGAAGACCGACAGAAGACCGACGUUCAUUACAAUUCUUUAAGCGGCGAAGGUAAUUUUAAUUGGAGAUUCGUCUUUCGCUUGGUCUAUUCUAAGAGCGAAAACGUUAUGAUCGUUCGAAAGAAAUUAUUCGUUUUUGCGAGAAACGAAACCGAGGAGAAACUUCCUUGCAAACUACAUCUCGAAGUUUGGGACAGCGAUCACUUUUCCGCGGACGAUUUUCUUGGUGCACUGACAUUAAACUUGUCGAAGAUGCCACGUGGUAGCGCCAAUUCAAAAACUUGUACAAUGAAAGUACUCGAUUCUAAAUUGCCAACGGUGAAUCUUUUCAAAAUUUCCCGUCUCAAAGCUUGGUGGCCACUCGUACGAAGAACCGAGGAUGCUAAAUACGUUCAAGCAGGGAAAAUAGAAAUGGAACUGUCGACUCUGCGGGGAGUUGAGGCUAAUGAACGUCCAGUAGGUAAAGGAAGAGAUCCACCGGAAGAACUUCCACCACCUAAACGUCCGGACACUUCAUUCUCAUGGUUUUUCAAUCCAUGGAGAGCUUGUCGUCACGUGGUUUGCCGUUACUACAAAUGGAGGAUCCUGUUAUGCGUAUUAUGCGUUCUGUUUGUUAUACUAAUUUGCUGCGCGAUUUACGCUUUUCCAGGAUAUUUCGUAAAACGUCUCCUAGGGGCUUGAGAAUUACGAAUUAACGAUUCACAAAUCUUAAUGAAUUUUUUAAACGAGAUUAAAAAGAAAAAAAGAAAAAUUAAAAAACACAUUCGAGAUUUAUUUUCCGUUUAAACGAGCGCGAGAUCAAAAAUAAUCGAAAUUUCGAAAUAGAACUGUGCAACUAUAUUC
Messenger RNA from Polistes canadensis, 5193 nucleotides. Its product is annotated as otoferlin-like. The record is from RefSeq and is a predicted model, not a curated record. Gene Ontology annotation, cellular component: membrane. The coding region runs from base 1 to 5031 and encodes 1676 amino acids. Gene Ontology annotation, biological process: plasma membrane organization. The transcript is spliced from 26 exons. Lineage: Eukaryota; Metazoa; Arthropoda; Insecta; Hymenoptera; Vespidae.